UAACCCGGUUUGGGGGGGUUCCCCGGUGGGGGUCCUGGCGGGAUGGAGCUGGCAGUGCUGCUGGUGCUGCUGGGGGCGGCCCGGGCGCUCUCCACGUGCCGGUCCUUGGACCUGGAAGCAGCGCGAAGGAAACGCAUCGAGGCGGUUCGGGGCCAGAUCCUGAGCAAGCUCCGCUUAGCAGCCCCCCCGGCCGACGAACCCCCGCCCUGGCCCCUGCCCGACGACGUUCGAGCCCUUUACAACAGUACCCAGGAGCUGCUGCGGCAGCGGGCGCUGCUGCGGCCCCCUGAGGACCCCGAGGAAUAUUACGCCAAGGAGCUGCAUCGCUUCCCCAUGGAGACCCCUGGGGAGGGCCUGCUGGAGCGCUGGCGCCCCACCCCCCGCAGCACCUUCUUCGUCUUCAACGCGUCGCGGGUGCGGGGAGAGCUGCGGGGGGCGGCGCUGCUGCACCGGGCCGAGCUGCGGAUGCUGCGGCGGGGGGGGGACGGCCCCAGCGCCCCGCAGCGCCUCGAGCUCUACCAGGGCUAUGGCAAUGCCUCGUGGCGGUACCUGCACGGGCGCUCGGUGCGGGUGACACCAGAUGAGGAGUGGCUUUGGUUUGAUGUCACAGACGUUGUCCAACAGUGGCUGAGCAGCAGUGAGCCCCUAGGGUUGUUCAAGCUGAGUGUCCAUUGUCCCUGCGAGCCGGGCCCUACAGUCACUGAUGAGAUGCGCAUCUCCAUUGAAGGGUUCGAGCAGCAGCGCGGGGACAUGCAGAGCAUCGCGCAGAAGCACCGGCGCCUCCCGCACCUCCUGGCCAUGUCGCUGCCCCCCGACCGUGCCAACGACCUCCACAGCUCCCGCCGCCGCCGCGCCCUCGACAUAGACUACUGCUUGGGCACUGAGGAGAAGAACUGCUGCGUGCGGCCCCUGUACAUCGACUUCCGCAAGGACCUGCAGUGGAAAUGGAUCCACGAGCCCAAAGGCUACAUGGCCAACUUCUGCCUCGGGCCCUGCCCCUAUAUCUGGAGCGCGGACACCCAGUACACCAAGGUGCUGGCACUGUACAACCAACACAACCCGGGGGCUUCGGCAGCCCCCUGCUGCGUCCCCCAGACUCUCGACCCUCUCCCCAUUGUCUACUACGUGGGGCGCAAGGCACGGGUGGAGCAGCUCUCCAACAUGGUGGUCCGUGCUUGCAAGUGCAGCUGACUCCCUCCCCCCCCCGCCCCGGAGCUGCCUCAGCCCUCUCCCUGCUCCCCACCCCAGGCACCUCCACACAAAAAAAACACCUUAUUUAAUUUUUCA
This is a messenger RNA of Apus apus (common swift), 1287 nucleotides long. It is a transcript of the gene TGFB1, whose product is annotated as transforming growth factor beta 1. Gene Ontology annotation, molecular function: type III transforming growth factor beta receptor binding; cytokine activity; growth factor activity. Bases 43 to 1191 code for a protein of 382 amino acids. NCBI's taxonomy places the organism in Eukaryota, Metazoa, Chordata, Aves, Apodiformes, Apodidae. The record is from RefSeq and is a predicted model, not a curated record. Gene Ontology annotation, biological process: BMP signaling pathway; SMAD protein signal transduction; transforming growth factor beta receptor signaling pathway. Gene Ontology annotation, cellular component: extracellular region. The transcript has 7 exons.